GAUCAGUAAGCAGAAAAUUCUUAAAAAAUCUUGAGAUGCCGAUAUCUCGGAAACCACUCAUUUUCGACCCCCAAUUGAUGGGAAUUAAUUUAUCACAAAUAACCUGUAGAAUCACCACUUUCAGAGAAGAGGUCGAAUUUCCAGUAUAUCGGUGUACUUUUCAACACAACAUAUCAUCGAGUUUCAGAGGAUAAUGUUAUUAUGAGCAUAUCUGCCAUAUAAUAACUUUAGGCAUGUGUAAAUACUCACUUGGCAGCUUUUAUUGUAAACAAAAUGAAAGUCAUGAAAUACUAAGGUUUCUU
Molecule: messenger RNA, 302 nt
Organism: Acanthoscelides obtectus
Lineage: Eukaryota; Metazoa; Arthropoda; Insecta; Coleoptera; Chrysomelidae
Source: the annotation of a GenBank genome assembly